Messenger RNA from Lineus longissimus, 5032 nucleotides. RefSeq lists its product as uncharacterized. The transcript has 2 exons. The record is from RefSeq and is a predicted model, not a curated record. The coding region runs from base 795 to 2081 and encodes 428 amino acids. Lineage: Eukaryota; Metazoa; Nemertea; Pilidiophora; Heteronemertea; Lineidae.
CAAAGACCAACGAAGAUGGAACACUUCUCCCUCAACGAGGACAGGAUGUAUAAUGAACUUCGCAGCACUUCUUUGGAACAUCAAAACCAAUGCUAUGAAUAGUUUCAAGCGUCUGAAUAAAUAACAAGCCAGAGGGCUUGAUACUGCACUGCUGAGAGUGUAUUCGGUUUUUGGCAGGAUGUUUAUCCUACUUUGCUGAGCACAUUUGUAAACAGGAAAUUCCAUGCUUUUGGAAACUUUUUUAAUCCUUCGUUCUAUACAAAACACUGAGAAAAAGCAAUAAAAUCCACUGCAAAGGGCGGCUGUUCCAACUACUUGACACACCAGUACAUGUGUUGUUUUAUUACGGCGGGAGAAGCAUAAUUGGUAUAACGGCAAUCGCCAUUCUUUGUGUAUGAUGGCAGUGAAGAGCCGGAAACCAAUGAAAAGGCGGGCUUGGAUAACGAUGCUGCAACGUUUGAUUGCUGCGCUCUGAGGAUUGGACGCUUUAUUUUGUCUACUGCUACAUUCCGUAGGGUAGGGAUUUCACCUUAGGUUUGAAAUAUCGACCGCCGAAGCAUAAUAUCCUAUUAUGAUGUGCCAGAUAAGUCAGGCAAAGCCUUUAUCAAAUACGGGGAAAUAAUAGAGGCUGACUACAUUUGUAAACAGGAAAAUCCAUGUCGUUUAACGUUCAAGCAUUACCAGGUGGUCGGGUGAAACCAAGGAGAUAGCGGAUAUGGUCUAAAUAUCUACAACUUACCCUUAGCAAUGUUAAAAUAAUCAGAGAAAUCAUAUGACAACCUUUCCAUUAGACCAUGCCUUAUCAUGUUUCUCCACUGCUCAGCAGUGCAUUGAACAUAAACACGGCUAUCUAUUUUUUAGUCUCAUUUGAAAUGGUGAAAUCUUUUAGAAUCUUUGAGCGAGUGCAUUGGGAAGGCUCUCUUAUAACAAAGGAGGUAUCGCUAACGACAUCUCUACUGCAGUGCACUAUUAUAUUCACUUCAGGAAGGCGUGUGGUGGGUUUCAGUGUUGAUUACAAAGGGCAAACCACUUGCAUAAUACAUGCAUCACAACAUGAGAAUGUUGCCGGUCCAAAAUUAAACAAAAAAGGAGCAUACAUCUGGAUGGAAAGGGUAGCUAGAGGUCCGUUUCUGCUACAACGAAAGUUUCGACUAAUGAAAGCUACUCCGAAGCAUAUUCUGUGUAUUGUUUACUGUCAUAUACAAUUAUUUCUCUUACAUUCAUGUGGAGGCUUUAUCCGAUGGAUGAAACCACCAUCUUUCAUUAUUGCGUAUUACCCAGGCUCACUUCCUACACAAAAACAUCUUUUUAACCUUCAGGAACAGGUCACUGAUGUAUUAUGCUUUAAAGCAUACCUGCUUGUGUUCUGUUUACAUUCCGUCAAUAGUAAGUUGUCUGUAGAUUUAUACAGUUAUAGUGGAAGGUUGGUAUCUCGUGUUACUGUGAACUACCCCAUCAAUGGUAUAAGAUGCAGCCCAGUGAUGUCCGAUGACAUGAGUCGUGUGAUAGUUUGGACUAAAAAUCUUACCGGAACCACCAGACGCCACAAGUCUGAUUACGAAUUAAUUCUAUUUGAAAUUGACCAUCGCUCCGAACAAGAUAUUGCAUUUACUCGUCCAAAUUUGAUAACGACCGUACCAUCAAUCAAAGAUCUUCGCAUAAGGCCUCCUCAGGCAGUGUGGUCGAAUGAAACAAUUUUCAUCUAUGUUAGAAAGAAAAGAUUAGUAGUUGUAUUUCACUACAACAAAGGUUACUACCAACUGAUUCACAAGCAGAACUUAAAUAUGAAAAGGAUCCGUUAUGGAACCUGGGAUCAUGACAACAGCGGGUUUAUAUUUUUGCAAGUGGAGAGAAAAGGAAACUAUAAUUCGUUUUCACUUUUUUGGGUGUUAUUUAAAGAUAACAACAAGAGGAUGCAAAUUGCCCGAGUUCCAGGUUUCGAAGUAACGUUUCCAGCCAGCCGAACAUCACCAAUAUUAGCAAUCAGUUCAAAUAGAAUACUUCUCUUAUCUAGCACAUUUUUUAUCAAAGAGAAAUAUACAAUCAUUCAUCACUUCCGCAUGGUGCUUGUACAUGACUGAUCGUCUUCUUCUUCUUCUUCUUCUUCUUCUUCUUCUUCUUCAGCGUUCACUCUGCACUUCGACUUGGGAGUACAUGUAUUCCUGGAAGAGACACCAGAUACAAGAAAUUAUUUGACAGCCUUUCCAUUAGACCAUGGCUCAUCACGUGUCUCCACUGCUCAGCAUUAUACAUACACAUGGCUAUGUAUUCUAUAAUGUCAUUAUAUAUGGUCAAUUCUCUGAGAAUCUUCGAGCGAGUACAUUGGGAAGGCUAUCUUACCACGAAGGAGGUACACGUAUCUCUGACGAGAUCUCUACUGCAGUGCUCUAUUUUUCUAUCAUCGGGAAGACGAGUGGUGAGCAAGGAGGAUACCGCGGAGAUGUCACGGCUUUUCCAAGAUGGCGCUGCAUAUUGUAAACAAACUCGAUCCACGGCCAAGGGAAAAUCAAGUCAUCAAAUAAAGUUAGAUUUUUCGCAUCAAAUCAGAGUUAUUAGUACUUUUCUGCUAUGAAAUAAGUCUUCAGACAAUAAGUUAUCAUUUGAAUAAUGAAAAGUGCUGUUUUGAUGGGGAAAAAUAGGGUUUUUAAAACCAAAUAGCCGGGCACCGAUCUUCCAAAAUUAGCGAUGGUCUCCCAGAUAUGGGGCAAUCUCUUCAUUAUCAUAAUGGGAUUUGGAGGCAUGUUAACAGAUUUUACAAGUUCGAGACCUGUAGGACCUAAAACUCGCAUAGAUCCCCAUAGAUCCCCUCUAUUUGUCGAGUUAGCGCCCAUGUAAGAUCAUGCACUUUCGGAGACUAGAACGAAAUCUUCCUGCGGAUAUCGCGGUUUCGGUGAUGAUUUAAGGAGAAAUUGACUGUUCUUAGAGUUGUAUGGGACAGAAAUGAGUUCACACUUCAUGAAUACAUGAAUAUAUUAUGAUAUGGGCGGGCUUCUAAGUCAAAACAAUAACAAACUCAACUGCAUCUCUAUCGUGUAUCGCGUAGUGCAUUGUCUAGUGUAUUUCGUAGUGUAUUUUAGCGGAGACACUAUUUCCGCGAUUUGGCCAAGCCAAACGUCUUUUUUAUUCGUGGAAGUUAAUCUGCUCUGUAAAUGUUAUUUUACACAGGAAGAAUCCAUUCUAGGUAUUGCAAUAUUUCAUGUCUAUUGGUGUUUUUGUGUACAGAAGCGCACCAGACAGUGAGACGUGGAGAUGUGUUCAGUGCUGGUGCUGUCAGCAGACUGAAUCUGAUUGGCCAUAGCGAUCAGUAAUAUGGGAUGUGAUCACGUGAUGUGACGUCACCGCGGUAUCCUCUUUGAGUGGUGAGUUUUAGUGUUGAAUAAAAGUUCAACCCACUUGCAUAAAACAUUCAUUACAAGAUGAGGAUGUAGCGGGUCAAAAAAUUAAACAAAAACGAUAUAAAAAUUAAACAUCUGGAUAGAAAGGGUCGGUAAAGGUAAGGACCAAAAAGUUAUCAUAGAUCCUCGGUGACCCUAUAGACUAAUAUAACUCUUCGUAUUUGAAUCCGCAGCGUCAAAUCGUACUAUUAUUCGGAUCGGAAAAUAGCAUCGCAUGAGGCAGAAGUGCGCAAGGGCCAUAAACCUACCUUGAACAUACAUGUACCCUCAACUUACCCUUUAUAAAGGGAAAACUUGGGCGUGGGAUUUACCUAGCCAGGAGGAGAAUACCAAUGCUUGACACCAUGCGCCCCCUGAUAUAUCUGUUAAAGAUUUCCGCCAGUAUUGCGAUGCAGUUUUUGACAUGGCUUGCGAAUUUCAAGCAGGUCUAAGGCUACAUCCCGUUCUAGCGCAUUGUUUGUUUCAGUUCAAUGGAAUUUUAACGAUCUUGUUCGGUGAAGUCGCGGUCCUGCUGGAAGCCGGUUUUGUAUGCAAAACCAACACAUCUUAUUCCCAGAUUGGUUGAUUGGCUAUAUUUAAGUUACUAAUAGACACAGUAAGGGCAUGUUAGACUCAGCGCUACAAAUAUUCCUCGCACUGGCGCGAAAAGUUUUGAUGGAAGAGACCUCAAUUUGAAAUGUGUGUACACCUUUGAAUUAUUCGCGUGAUCUCGAUCGAGUGGGAAGUGUCCUUCGUCACGACUUAACGCCAAACGCCUUCAACACCAACCCGGGAAUAUUUUAUCGACUCGCAAAACUCCACAAACCCAUCGCAAACUCCUCGCAACCCAAUUUUUUGCGAUACCUUAUUCAAAGUUGCUAAAAUGUGUUUGGCGAUGCUUGGCUUUCAUGAACAUGAAAUAUUUGCUAUGCGUGCCAGCAUUCUUUGUGCUGAUACUGAGGCAGAAUUAGAUCAAAUUUGAAUAGUUGUAUUUGAGCUGUCAGCAGAUAUGUGCUGUAAUACGCCAACAUCAGUCCCAUGAUCGACUGGAUUAUCCAUCUUCUCUUGGAUACUGAUUCAGUGGGAAUACUAGAGGUUACGGGUUUAAAACAUGCCGACUUACCGACAGCGAAUGUCAAUCCUAAAGUCUCCUUCUUUUACCGCCGACAAAGUAGGGCGAGCAAUUCGUUAGUCGCACACUCAUAACCGGGUGGCCAAUGAAAUUGCUCGACACAAAACAAUUAAACACGGACUCAAUUGAGAUUGCCAACCUCGCCAAAUGAUCAGGUUACUCUUAUUCUAUACGACGCGUACAGUGUCUUUGUGUCAGGUCAGCACACCUGGGAUCGCCCACAAGCAAUAACAGUUAUUACAAUCGGUCUUCCGAGACAAGACCACAAUUGAUUUUCCAAGCCAUUUCCAGUUAUUUAAAAUGCCCGCCAUCAAAGAAUGCGUGGAGCUGUGAAACUGAAAUUCGGAUAUGAUAUACGGGUUAGUCUUGCAAGUAACUGGUGCGAUGGAAAUUGGUGAUUGACCACGGAAAUUUUUUUUUAAAUUGACAAGUUUGACACAAGUGGACAUUUUUACCCAUUUCGGCCAUUUUCACUCCAAAUUUGAACCACCCCCCUAUGGCCAGGUUGUCAAAAUUCAAAAUUAUU